UCUGGAGGAGGAAGUCCUCAGUCCCAGCGUCCUGCCGAACUGUCCGAUGACGAGGUCGGGGAGCUUUUCCAGCGCCUUGCUGAGGUCCAGCAGGAGAAAUGGAUGCUGGAGGAGAAGGUAAAACAUCUGGAGGUAAGCUGCUCCUCAAUGGCUGAAGACAUCUGCAGGAAGAGCGCCAUCAUCGAGACGUACGUGAUGGACAGUCGCAGAGACGUGUCGGUCAGCGCUGUCGGAGGUCACGGAGGCUCUCAGGGAGAGAGAGGAGGUCUGGGUUCAGUCCUCAGAGAUCUGGUUAAACCAGGAGACGAGAAUCUGAGAGAGAUGAACAAGAAGCUGCAGAACAUGUUGGAGGAGCAGCUGACCAAGAACAUGCACCUGCAGAAGGACCUGGAGCUUCUUUCCCAGGAAUUAGUCCGGCUCAGUAAAGAUGGCAGCAACCCAGCUGGUUCGGGAUGAGACCAACACCUGGAUUCAUUCUGCUUGCUUCACAGCCCCCAACCCCACACCCCCUCAUUCAGUAGUGCUGUGGGCUCUGACUACUGCCUGGAGCCUGGGUAGCUUACUGGGUAUGACUAAAUGCUGGAUCUUGUCUAUCAGUUUGUGCAUGAGGUGAGUAAAUGGAAAGUUUCACACAUGAAGAACCCGAGGAGGCACCAGAAUCAUCAUGAACAAAAACUGUUGGACUCAGUUCAUUAUCGCUGUUGAAUGUACUGGUACUGUAAUUAGACUGCACCAUCACUGAGACCUGGCUAUGAUCUGGAAAUGCUUUGUAAGUGACUGUAAUUUAUUUUCUUUGUGUCUUAAGUCUGUUUGAUGGGAUAUGACUACACCCUGGAGCAUGACUCACAACUGACCUCAUUGUUUUCUGUUCGAGUAACUCUGUUGUGGCCUGACUACUUCCUGAAACUCAUAUCUGAAACAGAGCAGACAUCGUGACUGAAAAGCUUUUACCUUAUUGGUCAGUUCUCAACCAAUCAGUGAGCUCGUUUGUAAAAUGACAUCAUUCAAAGAGCAGCGUUACUCGUUUUAACCUGAAAAAGUUAAAAAUAAACAGUUUAUCCUUUACUAAUCAAAGUAAAAAACUGUUGCCAUGGCAACAGUGUCAGAGUUCUGUGAUUGUUGUAUUUCACUACAAAACAUGGAGAAUGAUCUGAUAACUGAUCAGGAAUCAAUAUUUGUUCUAAAGAUGCAGCAGGUCGUUCUGGUCCUACAGAAGCCCGGAAGGACAAACCAAACACCAGUUUGACAACUAGAUGGCACUACGUCCUUCACAGAGGAACUUUAAACAUAAAACACAUAACUGACGACAAAACGUUCUAAAGUCUUUACGUCGUGAGUCACAUCUGCAAAACUAAUAUUUUAUCUGUAACAGGUGAUAAAAACCAAAUCUUCUUCAACUUCUUCAGCAGGUUGACCAACGACUCGCUGCAACUUGCAGCA
Molecule: messenger RNA, 1440 nt
Organism: Nematolebias whitei (Rio pearlfish)
Lineage: Eukaryota; Metazoa; Chordata; Actinopteri; Cyprinodontiformes; Rivulidae
Gene: gripap1
Product: GRIP1 associated protein 1
Biological process (GO): regulation of modification of synaptic structure; regulation of neurotransmitter receptor transport, endosome to postsynaptic membrane; neurotransmitter receptor transport, endosome to postsynaptic membrane
Cellular component (GO): glutamatergic synapse; postsynaptic recycling endosome; extrinsic component of postsynaptic early endosome membrane
Source: RefSeq, a predicted model, not a curated record